AUGGCUUCUGCACCCACCACUCCCGGCGGUGGCCUCGAUCGCUACGUCGUCAUCCACGUAGCUACCACCUGCGACGAGCAUGGUGUCUAUGUGACCAAGGACUCGGCAGAAGUCAUCGAGCUGGGCUGGAUCCUGCUCGACUCCAAGAACUGCGACGAGCUUCACCGUGAGAGCGUUCUUGUCAAGCCUGUCAACACUCCCAUCACCCCGCUCUGCACCAGCCUUACAACCCUUACCUGGGAGCACGUCCGCAAUGCAGGCUCCUUCCGCGAUGCCAUCAACCGCUUCGACCAAUUCGCCCAGGAGCACCUCGUCAAGAACAACCACGAGUUUGCCUUUGUCACUCUUGACUCUUGGGACCUCCGUGUCCAGCUGCCCCGUGAGGCUCGCGAUAAGGCCGUCGUCCUUCCCCCCUACCUGCAGCACUCGCGCACCUUCGACCUUCGCACCGAGUACCAAAGAUGGCAAGCUCAUCACCCCGAGUCGCUACCCUUCGGCUCCAGUGCCUUGACCAACAUCUGUGCUGCCCUUGAGGUUGAGCCCGUCCAAUCCUCGGCUCCCAUCAAGCACAACUUGCCUUUCCACCUGCAAGCUCUGGCUCCCGCCUCGCCUCGUCGUGCCAUGGAGGAGGCCGUCACCCUUGCAAGAGUCCUUCGCGGUCUGAUCCGCAAGUCUCAACCUCCCCACGAGCACCCCGAUGUCCUGACCCGCCCCAUGGAUGCCCGCGCAGACGUGCGUGCUUUCUUGUCUGAGCGUAGCAAGGUCCUUCACAUGAGUGGACUUCCUCAUGACACCACCCAGUCCGAGCUCGAGAGUUGGUUCACUCAAUUCGGUGGUAGACCCAUCGCUUUCUGGACCCUCCGCACCCCCGACCAGCAUAAGCCCACUGGUACUGGCUUCGCCAUCUUCUCCUCCCACGAAGAGGCUGCCGAAUCUCUCUGCAUGAACGGCCGUGCACUCAACGAAAAGGCCAUCGAGGUCUCGCCUUCUUCCUCGCGCGUACUUGACCGUGCCGCUGAUAUCCUCACCGCCUUCCCUCCUAGCAAGAACCGCCCUCGUCCCGGUGACUGGACCUGCCCAUCUUGCGGCUUCUCUAACUUUCAGCGCCGCACUGCUUGCUUCCGCUGCUCUUUCCCUGCCAUGGCUGCAGCCCCUGACCCGAUGUACGGCUACGGCUACGGCCACCCUGGCAUGAUGGGUCCUCCUGGACACCACAUGGGUCACCACCACAUGGGUGGCGGUGGCAUGCGUGGCGGCGGUUCCACUCACGUUCCUUUCCGUGCAGGUGACUGGAGAUGCGGUGCCGAGGGUUGCAACUACCACAACUUUGCUAAGAACGUCAGCUGUCUUCGCUGUGGUGCUUCGCGUGCAAGCGCCGCUCUGGUCGCGGAUUCCAACUUCCAGCAGGUCGAUGGAUCCCAAGGCUAUGGAAUGGCCCCUCCCUCUAUGGCCGGCACUCCUGGACCUGCCCCCUAUGCUCCUCAGCAAGGUGGAUUCAACUCUGCCGGAAACUUCCCUGGCCAGACUUACGGUGGUCCGCAGUCAACCUACGCUCUUCCUUCCGGACUUGGUGCUGGUACCUCCCCUUACCCCGCCAUGAGCUCUGCUUACGGCCACAACGCUGGCAUGCCCUCUGGUGGAUUUGACAGCCGUGCUGAGGCUGCUUUCUCCGCAGGCCAGAACAACUCCUCCUUCUCCAACGGUGGUGGUAUGUACGCUGGCGAACAGGCCACCCCUGACCCAUUCACCUUCCUGAGCAGUGGUCUCAGCGGUCUUAGCGUCUCGGACGAUGCUCGCCGCAACGGUACCAACCCUUCCAAGUCUCCUGCAUAG
Molecule: messenger RNA, 1833 nt
Organism: Aureobasidium melanogenum CBS 110374
Lineage: Eukaryota; Fungi; Ascomycota; Dothideomycetes; Dothideales; Saccotheciaceae
Exons: 4
Coding region: 1-1833 (610 amino acids)
Molecular function (GO): 3'-5'-RNA exonuclease activity; RNA binding
Source: RefSeq, a predicted model, not a curated record